Suillus fuscotomentosus is the source of this 516-nucleotide messenger RNA. RefSeq names its product dUTPase-like protein. The record is from RefSeq and is a predicted model, not a curated record. The transcript has 5 exons. Gene Ontology annotation, biological process: dUMP biosynthetic process; dUTP catabolic process. Bases 1 to 516 code for a protein of 171 amino acids. Lineage: Eukaryota; Fungi; Basidiomycota; Agaricomycetes; Boletales; Suillaceae. Gene Ontology annotation, molecular function: dUTP diphosphatase activity; magnesium ion binding.
AUGGGAAUUGACUCGCCGCAACUCAAGAAACGCAGGAUGUCUGUGUCCGACAGCGCUGACAAUGACGCGUCUGCCCCCACGCUGCAGUUGCUAGUUAAGAGACUCUCUGACAAGGCCAAGAUUCCUACUAGAGGAUCGAAUUUGGCUGCGGGGUAUGAUUUAUACAGCGCAGAGAAAAAAGUGAUUCCAGCGCACGGCAAGGCGCUGGUUGACACCCAGCUUUCCAUUGCUGUUCCUGCGGGCACUUAUGGGCGAGUUGCACCUCGCAGCGGUCUUGCAUCGAAAUUCAUGAUUGACACGGGUGCUGGUGUCAUCGACGCGGACUACAGAGGUGUCGUCUUUGUUCUGCUUUUCAACCUCUCAGACAAAGACUUCCAAGUCGAAGAAGGCGACCGGAUAGCUCAAUUAAUCAUCGAGCGCAUUUAUACGCCUGAUGUUAUGGAAGUGGAAAACCUCGAUGAAACACCACGUGGAGCAGGGGGGUUCGGCUCUACGGGUGGGCACGGCUCGCUGUAA